Molecule: messenger RNA, 2094 nt
Organism: Ectocarpus sp. CCAP 1310/34
Lineage: Eukaryota; Phaeophyceae; Ectocarpales; Ectocarpaceae
Source: the annotation of a GenBank genome assembly
UGCGGACGACGCGGUGGUGCUUGGGAAGCGUGUGGGAGUCUAAUUGGGAGGUGUGUGGGAAGGUUGGCGGCCUCUCUCGACCAACCUACGGGCGCAAAGGGGGCGGGUGCGAAGCGGCAGCCUGCACCGAUCUGCGGGGACAGCAACUUCUUGCUCGGCUUGGUUGGGAUGGGGAGUAGCGAAGGGGGGCGUUCGGCUGAGGCCGUGUCUGCGGCCGACCGUAUCCGCAGGUGGAGGGUGCCAGAGUUCGUCGGCGUGGUGGUUGGGCUAGCCGUUGUUUCGCUCGUGCAGGCCUGCUUUUCCGAGUACGAGCAAUUCGUACCCGAGAACAACAAGGAGGGCAUCAACGGCUUCCCAGUCGGCCUUGGAGCAGAGUGGUGUACGGCGAGCGACCUCUCGUCAUGUGUAAUCCAGUCCGAAAGCGGUUGUUGCAAAGAGCUGCAGGAGGGAAAAUCGCCGCAUGAAACCGUCGACGACUUUCAGCUUUGGUUUGUCUACUUGGUGAUCCCGGCCGCCUUCUUCGCGGUGCGCCAGAUCCUCACCAAACUCGGGCUGCACAGAGGAGCGGCGAGCCUGGCCGACGUAAUCCUCGGCCUCGUGUUCUGCCUGGGGCUUUCUGUUGCUCUCACGGACGCCAUCAAGGUCAUGGUCGGGAGGCCUCGCCCAAAUUAUGCCGCCCUCAGGGCCCUGGUGGAGUACGGCGGUAGCAACAUGAUGUCUUUACAGGCCAAGAGCAUCAGAAGCUUCCCCUCUGGCCAUUCUUCCAUGUCGAUGGCGGGUAUGUUCUACAUCACGCUCGUUUGCUGGGGCGACCUCUCUCGCUCUGCGGCGGAAUACAAGGGCUGGAGAAGAUCCCUCUUGGCGUACCUAUCUAUCUGUCCCAUCUUGAUCUCGAUCUGUGUGGGCAUCAGCCGCAUCCGCGACUUCUGGCACUUUCAGGACGACGUGGUUGCUGGCUGGGCCCUUGGUGCUGCCAGCGCCGCGUUGGCGGUGAGGUGGGUAACCUUUUCCGAGGCGUUUUGGAAGGGGGGGAAGACCGACCGCUACGGAGUCGUGGCGGCCGACGACGGGUUGCUGCAGCAAAAAGGUGACAACGGGGGCGGCAUGCAGCUCAUGAUGGGGGUAAGGGACUACGGCAGCAGCAGCGAUGAUGGGGUGGGCGGAGGGACCAAGGUGAUUGGUGGCGCUACCGGCGACACCUUGGCAUAGAAACUGCUGGAGAGGAUAGUGUAUCUUCCGGUUCGGCGGCGCGAUUGUACGAUCGCGCUGGCGUUUCCUCAAAUCACGACAUACACUGUCGUCUUGUAGUUGGAAUAGUUCGCGGAAUAAUUGUGUCCUGCGGAUGGUUUUCAAUAUCCUGGCUGUUUCCCGCAGCACAUGUUGUCCGUUGUGUGUGCUUAUUUUUUUUUUUCGGCCCCGCCGUUUCGAGCACAACCUGUAAAAUAGGGGGUCCCCAUGUGUGCUGGGAUUUCGUGGCACGUGUCAUGUCUGCUGGAAGAAGAAUGGUCAAAAUAGAGGGUGCCGGGGGGGUGCGUAUUUAUGCCUCAUGGGUUGUACUUGUCCUUCGGACGACUUCUCAUGUCGUGCGGGGGGGCCCAGAUCAGUGCCCUGGAACAGUUUGUAAGCAGUCGCCAAUACAUGGCACAGUGAGCUUAGGGUGUCGUAAUAAGGGUAGGAUUGUAUUCAUACGAGAGGACUUGAGGCGGCGAAGGAGGGCACCAAGCCUGAACGCAUGCCGAGGAGCUGCAUUUUCUGCGCUAUGUUUUGAGGACGUCCGUGGUGCGGAAAGUUGUUAUUUUUCGUCUGGUUUGUUUACGCUCGAGUAGUAAUACCCGUACGGUAUGGUAUGAUCAGCGUCUUGCCGCCUCCUUGCCUUUUUUUUUUUGGCCGGGGCAUGGUGUAUCGUAUUGGCGCAGGCGCAGGUGCUGGAAGGAAGAGCCCAUGUACUUACGAGCACGGAUCCAACAGAUUGAUGUUUUGUCUCUGCGACAUGAAUUUAUCGGCUGAAGCCGAAGCAAGUCCACACAUGAGAUGAUACGACGGGCCUCUGACAGUGCACAUAUUCCGCAGAAUGCUGAAGAAGAAAAUUCCGUC